Molecule: messenger RNA, 1602 nt
Organism: Cryptomeria japonica (Japanese cedar)
Lineage: Eukaryota; Viridiplantae; Streptophyta; Pinopsida; Cupressales; Cupressaceae
Exons: 2
Coding region: 1-1602 (533 amino acids)
Source: RefSeq, a predicted model, not a curated record
AUGGGGCAGUUUGAUCCUAGACGCAAAGCCCUAGCAAUUCCAAGGAGAUCGAUGGAGCCAAUUUGGGAGCACAUGAGGAGCCGCACCUUCUUCAUGAGAAGGUUUGGACCCAAUUACCGUAAGGGGCAAUUGCGGGAAGAUGUCUUCUGUUGCUUUGUUGAUUUCAAAAAAGCUUUUGACACAGUCUCACGUGACAAACUGUGGCACAGAAUGGAAGAGCUUGGUAUCUCGGCUCAUCUUAGGGCUGCUAUUCAUAGGCUUUCUGAGGAGGUUAAAGUGAAAAUCAGAACUCCUGAUGGCAUUUCAACUAGUUUUAGGAGUGAUAUUGGUGUCAAACAAGGGUGUCCUCUUUCCCCUACCUUGAUUGGCUUAUACAUUGACAAACUUGAAGAAUGGUUAAACAUGCAGAAUGGUGAUGGUAUUCAAUUGGGGGAAUUUGUGAUAAGGCUGCUCCUUUAUGUUGAUGAUCUCAUUUUGCUUGCUAAUUCCGCCCUUGUUUUGCAAGAGCACUUAUUUGCCCUUGAGCGCUUUUGCAAUAUUGUGGGAAUGCAAGUUAAUAUCAGCAAGACGAAAAUCAUGGUUUUCUCAAGUAGAAGGAAACAAGAGCAACAUAAGUUUUACUUUGAAGGUAGCAUUCUUGAAGAAGUUGCAGAUUACAAAUACCUUGGAAUUGAUUUCAACAAGAUUCUUAGUUGGGAAGGUUGCAGGAAGAAGAGAACUCUAGGCGGCUGGAAGGCACUCUAUGCACUUCAAAAUAGAUGCAGAGAGGCUGAGCUUUGGGAUUGGAAAACCAUCCAAACACUUUUUAGGCUUUUGGUGUUGCCGAUUAUUCUAUAUGGUUGUGAAGUUUGGGUCAGCAAUACUUUAGAUUCUCAAUGGAAGCAAAUUGAGAGAAUUCAAAAACGUUUGAUCACAAGCAAGUUCAAAAUUAAAAACACGGUCUCAUAUGAUAUCAUGUUAAGUGAAACGGGUGCUGCCCCUAUUGAGGUAGCUGCUAUGGUGCGUCUCAUUAGCUAUUUAAAAAGAACCGAGCAAAUGGGAGAAGAUAGAUGGCCUAAGGUUGUUGUCAACGACACUUUGUGCAAAAGGAAGAAGACGUGGAUGAAACAAAACAUCAAAUGGUUGAAAAAAUGGGAUAUUUAUUUGAACUCAUGCCCCACAAACAACAAGGAGAUAAAGUUCUUCGUUAUGGAAAAGUUUUACAAGAAAAAUUGGAGUAUUGGGUUAGGAAGGAAGAAACAAUACUAUAUUAAUGAGUUCAACCCCAAUUAUGAUCAUCUUCAAAAAGUUUAUAUAGGGGCUAAUAUAUCAUGGAAGGCUAAAAUUCUAAUCGCACAGCUUAGAACCAACUCUCACCAACUUCGGUGUGAGACCGGGCGGUGGAAAAGGCCAAAAGAGAUUUGGGAAGAAAGAGUUUGCCCGUUUUGCGUCAGCGGGAGUGUGGAAACUGAAAAGCAUUUUAUCUUGGAGUGUGAAGCACUUAAAGUCAGUCGGGAAAAGUUUGUUGCCUAUUUCCUAACUGCCAGCACAUGGUAUAACCUGUUCAGCGAGGAGCAUAUCGUGAAGAUGGGUGCUCUCAUCAUCAGCCUGAAUAAGCAGUGA